GGAGGGGGAGUGUAUAUUUCUGAUAAAAUUGUCAAUGAGCAUAAAUAGGUAAUAAUAAUAAAAAACAAUGAUGGUAGGCUUGAUGAACCGAAUGUACAAAUAGUUAAAUAUUUUGUUAUUUUAUGUAAUUGAUGAUUGUGUUACCAUGUUUAUACACCAUCAGGCAGUUCUACACAAAGGUAGCACCACACUCACACUCGCUGGAAGGAGGAUUUGGUCCCCUGCAGCACGUUUCUCACCAACCAGUGGACAAUAUUCUGCACAUUGUCAUAAAGAGACACAAAAUAAGCAUGAAGAACAAGUACAAAAACUUUUGUGAUGGAAUAAAAACAGAAAAUAAUAAAACCCUUCUAAACAAAAUAUACACACAGCUCUAUAUCAUAGAGGGAGAGAGUGAAGGGGUGAAUGAAGAACAUGAGGUUUUACAGAUGGAGAAAACACUCAAGACACACAGACAAGAUACUGUAAUUAACUGCUCAGACAUCUUUAAAUCUCUACAAGAUCAGAAAGUUCUCAAAUACAAAGAAAUAGAAGAGAAUAAAGGACCGAAUCUCAGAAAUGUACUGACUAAAGGUAUUGCUGGAAUUGGAAAAACUGUCUCUGUGCAGAAAUUCAUUCUGGACUGGGCAGAGGGUAAAGCCAAUCAGGAUGUAGAUUUUAUGUUUGUAUUUCCGUUCCGGGAGCUGAACUUGAUUGAAGACCAUCAAUUCAGUCUUCAUGGACUUCUGUGUGACUUCCAUCCUGAGAUUAAAGACCUGGAUCCAAAGAUCUAUAGUGAGCACAAAGUUGUGUUCAUAUUUGAUGGCCUGGAUGAAAACAGAAUUCCACUGAACUUUUCACAGUGUGAGAAAGUAUCUGACAUCACCCGGACCACAUCACUGGGUGUGUUGAUGACAAAUCUCAUAAAAGGAGAGCUGCUUCCGUCUGCUCGAUUCUGGAUAACCUGUCGACCAGCAGCAGCCAAUCAGAUCCCUUCUAAAUACAUCAACCGUGUGACAGAAAUCCAGGGAUUCAAUGACCCACAAAAGGAGGAAUACUUCAGAAAGAGAAUCAGUGACCAAGGCCAAGCCCAAAAAGUCAUCUCCCACAUUAAGACAGCGAGGAGCCUCCACAUCAUGUGCCACAUUCCUGUCUUCUGCUGGAUCACAGCCACUGUGCUUCAGAGAAUCAUCAACCAACAUCACACAGAAAUCCCUAAAACACUGACUGAAAUGUAUUCCCACUUCCUGAUCACUCAAACCAACAUUAAGAACAAGAAAUAUGAGGAGGAAGAUGAGAAAGACCCAGAGAAACUGCUGGAAUCUAACAGAACCGAUCUUCUGAAACUGUCUGAACUGGCUUUUAAACAGCUGAUGAAGGGCAAUGUGAUGUUCUAUGACGAAGAUUUGAGAGAGAGCACCAUUGACAUCACACUGGCCUCAAUGUAUUCUGGGGUUUUCACUGAGAUCUUUAGGGAGGAAUCUGUGAUUUACCAGAGGAAGGUCUACUGCUUUGUUCAUCUGAGCUUUCAGGAGUUCCUGGCUGCUGUUUAUGUGAUUCACUGCUAUGAAAGAAAGAACAUGGAUAAACUGCAGUGUUUUAUACCAUGGUACAAAAAGUGGUCUGAGAAUAUUUCGAUGGAUGAUCUGCUGAAGGAAGCUGUGAAUAAAGCUGUAGAGUGUCAGACUGGACAGCUAGAUCUUUUCCUCCGUUUCCUGCUGGGCAUCUCACUGGAUUGUAAUCAGAGACUCCUACAGGGCCUACUGAUACCCACACACACACAAUCAGAGAAAACCUCAAAGUACAUCAAGAGCUUAAUCAAAGGAGAUGAGAGGUUUCUUUCUACUGAGAGAUCCAUCAAUCUGUUCCUCUGUCUGUCUGAAAUGAAGGACCAGUCUCUCUCCAGAGAGAUUCAGGAGUAUCUAAAAUCAGAGAAACACUCAGAAGUGAAGCUCUCUCUUGGACAGUGUUCAGCACUAGCCUGCAUGCUUCUGACCUCAGAGGAGGUUCUGGAGGAGCUGGACCUGAAACAAUACAACACAUCAGAGGAGGGCUACAGGAGACUAAUACCAGCUGUGACUGUCUGCAGAAGAGCUGUACUUUCUGGCUGUGAUCUCACCAAAGACUCCUGUAAAGUUCUAUGCUCUGCUCUACAAUCAAUAAACUCCUCCCUGAAAGAGCUGGACCUCAGUAAAAAUGACCUUCAGUGUUCAAGAGUGGAGCUGUUCUCUGCUGGACUGAGGAGUUCACACUGUAAACUGGAGACACUCAGGCUAGCUAUGUGUAAACUUGCGAGAAACUCUUGUAAAAAUCUGGAAUCUGUUCUACAACAAGUAAACUCCUCCCUGAAAGAGCUGGACCUCAGUAAUAAUGACCUGCUUGACUCAGGAGUGGAGCUGCUCUCUGCUGGACUAAAGAGUUCACACUGUAAACUGGAGACACUAAGAUUAUCUGGGUGUAUGGUUACAGAAGAAGGAUGUUCUUCUCUGGCUUUAGCUCUGAAAUUAAACCCCUCCCACCUGAGAGAACUGGAUCUGACCUAUAAUCACCUAGGAGAGUCUGGAGUGAAGCUUCUUUCUGAUCUACAGAAGGAUCCACACUGUAAACUGGAGAAACUGCUGGCAGAGCAUGGAGGAAAAAACAGGAUGAAACCAGGACUUAAAAAAUAUGCCUGUAAGCUCACUCUGGAUCCAAACACAGCCCACACUCACCUCUCUCUGUCCGAGGGGGAAAGAAAGGUGGAGAGGCCUCAGGUUCUGAGUGUGGAGAGUCUGACUGGACGCUGUUACUGGGAGGCUGAGUGGAGCGGGGUGAGGGUUGAUAUAUCCGUAUCUUACAGAGGAAUUGGAAACGAUGAUGACACUCAGACUGGAUCCAAUAACCAGUCCUGGAGUUUGCAGCACUUUAAUAACAGUUACACUGUUUUUCACAAUGACAAGAUAAUCUAUGAUCUUCCCUACUCACCCCAGUCUGGCAGAGUGGGAGUGUAUCUGGACUGGCCGGCCGGAACUCUGUCCUUUUACAGCAUCUCACCUUACACACACACACUUACUCACAUACACACUCUGCUCACCACAUUCACUGAGCCUCUCUACGCAGGGUUUAGGAUUUAUUCUGACUCCUCAGUGUGGUUAACAUAGAAUGGCAUCUACACAGGAUCUGGACUAAUGACGUGUGUGUGCAUGUCUAAUUUUGUGUUUUAUCAAUAUAAUUGUAUUGUAAAAUGUUGGUAUAAAUAAAA
Molecule: messenger RNA, 3220 nt
Organism: Astyanax mexicanus (Mexican tetra)
Lineage: Eukaryota; Metazoa; Chordata; Actinopteri; Characiformes; Acestrorhamphidae
Product: NLR family CARD domain-containing protein 3-like
Exons: 6
Coding region: 132-3119 (995 amino acids)
Molecular function (GO): protein binding
Source: RefSeq, a predicted model, not a curated record